This is a messenger RNA of Cladophialophora bantiana CBS 173.52, 282 nucleotides long. RefSeq lists its product as uncharacterized. The record is from RefSeq and is a predicted model, not a curated record. NCBI's taxonomy places the organism in Eukaryota, Fungi, Ascomycota, Eurotiomycetes, Chaetothyriales, Herpotrichiellaceae. The transcript is spliced from 2 exons. Bases 1 to 282 code for a protein of 93 amino acids.
AUGGCCUUGUUGGACAUUUCCUUCGGUACGGAGAUGGAAAUUGUGGCCAAGCCUUAUCAGAAGUGUCUCGAGUGGAAUGAAGCCGUUCAAAUGCUCAGCGAAGCUUUAUCCGGCGAGUUCGAAGUAGCGAACCAUAUUCGCUAUGACAAAAUCGACAAACAAGACGUCAUGACGGCACUGGCUGACCUGAUUGUUCAGACGGCCAUAGCUCGCACAGUCGAAGUUUUCGGUGGAAUUUCACACGCCUGGGGAAGUCCGGGAUUUCGUUCAUACAGGGUGUGA